Molecule: messenger RNA, 533 nt
Organism: Haliotis rubra (blacklip abalone)
Lineage: Eukaryota; Metazoa; Mollusca; Gastropoda; Lepetellida; Haliotidae
Exons: 4
Coding region: 89-457 (122 amino acids)
Biological process (GO): positive regulation of voltage-gated potassium channel activity; sleep; regulation of synaptic transmission, cholinergic
Source: RefSeq, a predicted model, not a curated record
GGCAGUGCAGACCUUUAAUUCGUUAACGCCAAGUGAAACACAGCGUGAAAUAAAUUCGACGCCAGAAAAGUUUUCUGUUCAUGCGACGAUGGAGUCCAGAAUUCUUCUUCUGGUUGUUCUGACGAUCGGAUGUCUCGGUGAAGUUGAUGGCAUAUGGUGUUAUCGAUGUGUGUCCCUCACGAAGCCCAGCUGCACUGCUGGGACAGGUCUGCUCCUGAUUAAUUGUCCGGCUCACAUUGAGCAUUGUUCUACCUACGUGUCUUUCGCUCGCGACAACACAGAUCAUCUGGUAGUCCGUGACUGUGGAGUUGCUGAGAUCAACAGGUGUACCACAAAGGUCGUAGAUAACCAUGACACCAUCUCCUGCUUCCGGUCAUGUGAUCAAGAUGGCUGCAAUGGCUACCCGUUGCAAGGGACGCAUUCUUACAAUCGGCCAAUAUCGGAGACUGUAGUUUAAACGUGUCAAAUACACAUUAGACAUUAUCAAAGCAAGGGCAUGUACGGUAUUCGCACAAAUAAAUCAGUGGCAUGAA